Molecule: messenger RNA, 1406 nt
Organism: Vitis riparia (riverbank grape)
Lineage: Eukaryota; Viridiplantae; Streptophyta; Magnoliopsida; Vitales; Vitaceae
Exons: 10
Coding region: 124-990 (288 amino acids)
Molecular function (GO): nucleic acid binding; RNA-DNA hybrid ribonuclease activity
Source: RefSeq, a predicted model, not a curated record
CCCAGUACAAAUAGGCAGAAGGCCCACAGGCUAAAAGCUUCUUCAAUCCUCCUCUUUCCCUUCUUUGUCUCUUCACCCUCGGUUUCCCGGGUCUCAGGACUUCAAAGCUGGUUUUGGAUCAUAAUGGAGGAAGAGAAGGAUGCUUUCUAUGUAGUCCGCAAGGGAGAUAUUGUUGGCUUGUAUAAGAGUUUCAGUGAAUGCCAAGCUCAAGCUGGAUUUUCCGUAUGUGAUCCUUCCGUAAGUGUGUACAAAGGAUAUUGUCUGCCGAAGGAUGCUGAAGUAUUCCUUGCCUCACAUGGGCUUAAGAAUGCAUCCUAUGUAAUCAAUGCUGCUGAUGUGAAAGGUGAUAUUUUUGGCAAACUUCAGGCUUGCCCUUUCCAGCAACCAGGUUCUUCUAAGGGAACAUCUAACCAGGAUCUCCCACAAAAGAGAUUGCACGAAGCAAUUGAAUCUAUAAAUUUUCAGGGAGCAGUUGGACCAAAGUCAAUUUCAACAAAUUGUCAGAGAAAACAUUCUAGGUUAGAGAACUGUAUAGAGGCUCAAGCAAUGUCUUCGAAUUGUCACUCCUGGCUUCUUCAGUUUGAUGGUGCUUCAAAAGGAAAUCCUGGACAAGCUGGUGCAGGAGCGGUGCUGCGAGCUGAUGAUGGAAGUGCGGUUAUCCAUUUGCGUGAAGGUGUUGGCAUUGCAACCAAUAAUGUUGCUGAAUAUCGAGCCUUGAUUUUAGGAAUGAAAUAUGCUCUUAAGAAAGGCAUUAAACGCAUACGUGCCCGGGGAGACUCUCAACUUGUUUGUAUGCAGUUUCAAGGGUUAUGGAAAACUAAAAACCAAAACAUGGCCGACCUUUGUGAAGAGGCCAAGGAGCUCGGCAAAAAGUUUUUGUCAUUCCAGAUUGAGCAUGUCCUUAGGGAAUUCAACUCUGAAGCUGAUGCUCAAGCAAAUCUAGCUGUAAAUCUAAUGAAUGGUCAAGUUCAAGAGGAAUAUAAAAAGUAGUUUGAAGGGGCUACUGCUUAGAAGAGGUUUUACAGCUGCUGCUCUAAUAUCAAACAGAUCAACAAAUACAACAAAAUUAAAACAGUAUCUUGAAACGACCUGCUCAGCCCUUGAUGUUGCACUGUUACUCUAAUUAUCAUUUUCCGGUUUCGAAGUUAUGAAUCCUUCUUGAAUUCCUGCAUCUUGGGCAUUGGGGGUUCAAUUAUGUUAUCAAUGAAUUCCAUGAAUAGAUGAUAUAUUUAAGUAGAUUUUUUAGUGCAUGUGUCUGUUUUCUUCUCCUUUAAGUGGUUCUUCCUCCCUUAUGUUUUGGCUUAUAUUCUGGGCCAAUUGUGGUGAUCUUGCAACUGAGAAAUGGUUCUAAUUGGCCAAUGCCCAAGCUCACUUGAGUGUUACAUGCACUGCCAUGUUUUUCUAAA